Fimicolochytrium jonesii is the source of this 1125-nucleotide messenger RNA. Its product is annotated as peptidase family M48-domain-containing protein. Gene Ontology annotation, cellular component: mitochondrial inner membrane. Lineage: Eukaryota; Fungi; Chytridiomycota; Chytridiomycetes; Spizellomycetales; Powellomycetaceae. Gene Ontology annotation, biological process: protein quality control for misfolded or incompletely synthesized proteins; mitochondrial protein processing. The transcript is spliced from 3 exons. The record is from RefSeq and is a predicted model, not a curated record. Gene Ontology annotation, molecular function: metalloendopeptidase activity. Bases 1 to 1125 code for a protein of 374 amino acids.
AUGUGGACUCUAGCCUCGAUUCCUCUAGUCAUCGCCGCCGCUCUGAUUGGAUCCGCUUAUGAGCAGCACCCUUUCACUGAACGAUCGCGCCUCAUGUUUAUCGACGAGCCCACAGAGCUCGAGCUCGCCGCCGCCCACAGCGACUCUAUGGUCACUAAAAACCGACACCUGCUCUUACCCACUAACCACCCGGACUACAUCCUCGUCCACGAAAUCGUCUCCGACCUCGCCGCCGUAGCUGGUCCGGGCCGCAACUGGGAAUUACACGUCCUGCAAAGCGACGAUGUCGUGAACGCCUUUGUCGUGCCGACCGGACAGAUCUUUGUGUACACGGGGCUGCUGAGGGCCGCGGAAGAUAAGGAUGCGGUCGCAGCUGUGAUUGCGCAUGAGUUUGCCCAUGUUUUGAGUCGACAUGGAGCUGAGAAAUUAGGAAUCCAACACCUCGCCCAUUUGGCCUGGGACUUUUUCCAUUCACUCUUAUAUACCCUGACUCUCAACCUACCGAUCUUUAGCGACAUCGCCGGACGGGGCCUGGAUGCCACAAAGGAGGUGUUGACGUCGCUCCCCUAUUCCCGCAUGUGCGAAAAGGAAGCCGACGUCAUUGGAUUGUAUCUCAUGAGUGUUGCUGGCUACAACCCCCGCGCCGCCAUCGACUUCUGGGCCCACCUCUCCCGCAUCGACACCUCCACCUCCCCCACCACCACAACGCCUACAACCCCACCCCCCACCAAUAAAUCCCACCUCCUCUUCAAAUCCCCCAAAUCCUACGAAUUCCUCUCCGACCACCCCUCCCACUCCACCCGCGCCUCGGACCUCAAACAGCACCUCCCCGCCGCCCUGAAGAUCUACCACGCGCGCAGCGUCCUCGCGGAGCGGGUGACUCAUCUCCGCGGCCGGCGCCUGAGACGGCGAGACAGCGCCGUGGGGCUCGCGUUCGGAAAGGACGACACCGGGGACGGUGAGACGAAGGUGGUGACGAUGGAGGAGCUGAACAGGGACCUGUUUGACGUGCUGAAGGAGCAUCUGAGCGAGGCGGUCGAGAGUGGAGGUGAUGCCGCGUGGGUGAGGGACGAAGCCGUCGCGAUGGCCGACAAGGUCGUCAAGGCCAGGGUCGUUGCUCUGUAG